Messenger RNA from Daphnia pulex (common water flea), 3226 nucleotides. RefSeq names its product cryptochrome-1-like. Gene Ontology annotation, cellular component: nucleus; cytoplasm. NCBI's taxonomy places the organism in Eukaryota, Metazoa, Arthropoda, Branchiopoda, Diplostraca, Daphniidae. Gene Ontology annotation, molecular function: FAD binding; DNA binding. The record is from RefSeq and is a predicted model, not a curated record. The transcript has 12 exons. The coding region runs from base 1492 to 3066 and encodes 524 amino acids. Gene Ontology annotation, biological process: circadian regulation of gene expression; entrainment of circadian clock by photoperiod.
UAUGUAAUAUAGUACCGAGCACUUUUAAAUGGAACGUGAUAAGGCGCUUGCCCACCAACGCAUCCGGCCAUGCCCAUGACUAUUAAUUAGUUCAGCCUUGCUGGCGGGAACUCGUCAUUUUGAUUUUAUGAUGGCCGGCGCCUAUAGAGAUAGCCCAGUCGUGUGUGUGUGUAACUACAUCCGCUGAUGGUCGGCUUUUAACUUUCACUUAUUUUCCGUACCUGUACAUAAUACUACGCCGCUGCUGCUGACCAGAGGAAAGAUUAGAAAGGAAAAUCACAGAACAGACAACAACAAAAAACAACAUCGCUCUGUCAUUGCGGGACCGACUUUGAGAGUGAACGGACGCGGAAAUGGAGGACCAGAUCGAAAGGCAGCGGACUCACCUUCAGCGGAGGAAAAUCUCGGCUGCAAUCAAGCUGGAGCGGAUACAGCGAUUCGUAGGCGAGGAAUCGGUCAAAGUGGAAGUCAUCGAGGAAUUGGAGCGGGAAUACGACACGACUCACCGCCAAUUGAAGGAAUUGGAGAUCAGCAACGAAGCGAGAAAGAAGCGGGAAAUUCAAACGUUGAAACGAUUCGGAGUGAUGGACAGCAGUGCAUUGUCCGGCAUUCGCUACAGCCUGCCGGAUAUCGAAAUCAGUCGCAUCCGGACCCAUUCCUCGUCCGUUUCUGGCAGCAAUCAUCAUCAACCGGAAGGAGCGGUCAGCGACGACGAGGAGGCCCUGGAUGAGGAGGCCGAAGAAGAAUCGGAAGAAGCUGAUCCUUACAGGAAGAAACGGAGUUGGAAAGCUCUGGGAUGGUUAUCGGCCUCGCCCAUCUUCUUCCGUCCGAGAAGCCGGAGUGAAACGCCCAGUCGAAAGUAUCGAGCCAUGUCGGCCGGCGGAGUGACGGCGGCCACUCCGACCACAGUCCUGAGUUUGAGACGACUGUACACUGGAAAAUCGGAAUUCUACGACGUCGAUGACGAAGUUAUGCCCGCCAUCAACAAGUCCAGUUCGGAAAGAAACAUUCGUGAAGAUGUGCCAGUGAAAUCGCCCAUCGACCAAAAAACACUGGACGAAAUCAACCGUUUCGAGAUUCUUAUCAAAAACUAUUUCCUAAGAAAACAACAAAAGAGAUAUUGAUUGCGCAAUCGUCCCGAUUUUUCACGAUGUGCUUUGAGUAGCUAGUCAAAUCAGGUGACGUUUGAAAUGUACUGUGGUAAAUCGAAAAAUCUUAAUAUGUAAACACGUUUCGUUGGUGUGUGUUGCUUUUCACGUCACUACGUGCAACUUUCUGCGCAUCUAAAUAUACAUUUGCAUGGCAGGAAGAUUAGACACGAGGUGGCAGCACGAUAUGUUUUGUUUUGAAUCGGUGGUGAAAGUGAUCGAGUGUGCUCUCCCAAUUAUUCCCCUUCCAUUUUAUAUGCAGAAACAAUUGUAAAACUUUUGCUUAGAGUUUUAAUGCACACACUGUUGAAACCAAAGAUUUUGUUUUUGUGUAAAAGACAUCAUGAAUAAUAAACCAGUAGUGAUUCAUUGGUUUCGUAAAGGCCUUCGCCUGCACGACAAUCCAGCACUUUUGAAUGCCCUCGAGAAGGUUGGCGAAAGUCAUUAUGAAUUGAGGCCUGUCUUCAUUCUGGACCCAUGGUUUGUCAAGAAUGCCAAGGUUGGUCCUAAUCGCUGGAGGUUCCUCGUUCAAAGCCUUCAGGACCUGGAUGACAAUUUGAAGAAGAUUGGGUCUCGUUUGUUCAUACUAAAAGGAUCACCAACAGAAAUUUUCAAGAAAUACUUCAAAGAAUGGAAUGUCAAGAAAUUGACAUUCGAGGUUGACAUAGAGCCAUAUGCCAAAACACGAGAUGAAGAAAUUAAAAAGCUUGCUGACCAUCACUCUGUCACUGUGGUCACCAAAGUUUCUCACACCAUUUAUGACCUGGAAAAGGUUUUUAAGGCGAAUGGUAAUAAAGCUCCAUUGACAUAUGUAAAAUUUCAAUCUGUUGUGGCCAAAUUUGGAACACCCGAAAAGGCAUUGAAUGCUCCUGGCAAAUUGCCCAAACAGUGCCAGACUUUGCUUUUAUCUGACAAGUAUAAUGUUCCACUAUUGGAAGAAAUGCAAGUAGAUUUGACUGGGUUAGGGAAAGAACUCUAUCGCGGAGGAGAAACUGAAGCCCUGGCCAGGAUGGAAAAGUACAUGAGUCAACAGGAUUGGGUGUGCAAAUUUAGUAAACCGGACACGUCACCCAACAGCAUUGAACCAUCAACCACUGUGUUGAGCCCUUACCUCAAAUUUGGCUGCUUGUCACCCCGCUUAAUGUAUCAUCGUCUUCACGAGAUCAUUGACGGUCGUAAACACACGAGUCCGCCGACAUCGCUGACGGGUCAGAUGCUUUGGCGAGAGUUUUACUACACUUGCGGGGCAUACACUCCCAACUUUGAUCGAAUGAUUGGGAAUCCCGUGUGCAAACAAAUUCCCUGGAAAGUUGACCCAGAAGACGAGCACUUUGUCGCUUGGAAAAAUGGCAGAACUGGAUAUCCUUUUAUCGAUGCCAUCAUGAUACAAUUACGAACUGAAGGUUGGAUUCAUCACUUGGCCCGUCACGCAGUUGCGUGUUUCCUAACGCGCGGAGAUCUAUGGGUCUCUUGGGAACUUGGCCAACAGGUUUUUGAAGAACUAUUGCUUGAUGCUGACUGGGCAUUGAACGCUGGGAACUGGAUGUGGCUCUCUGCUUCAGCUUUUUUUCACAGCUAUUUUCGAGUUUAUAGCCCCGUAGCUUUUGGCAAGAAGACUGAUAAACACGGCGAUUACAUCAAGAAGUAUUUGCCGAUUUUGAAGAAAUUCCCAACAGAGUACAUUUACGAGCCGUGGAAAGCUCCUCUGAGUGUCCAAAAAACAGCGGGAUGUAUUAUUGGAAAAGACUAUCCGAAGCGAAUAGUUGACCAUGAUAUUGUAAUGAAGGAGAAUUUAGCUAAGAUGAAGAAGGCAUAUCAAGGCAAAGAAGAAGCACCCGAAGGCGAGCCAGUCAAAAGAAAGAAAAGCGUUUCUAAUGAAUCCCCACCUAAAAUUACAAAAUUCUUUAAAAAGAAUUAAUUGUAGUUCCACUUCUCAUCAACGACAACUUUCUGAUGUGUCGUUAAAAUGUACUAUUUUUGAAAUCUCAAAAUUCAGAGUGCAAAAUCUAAAAAAACAACAGUGCGUGUUAUAAAAUCAAAUGUGUGGGUCUAUGUUAUUUAAUAUACACCAUCAAAUU